Messenger RNA from Eriocheir sinensis (Chinese mitten crab), 3653 nucleotides. RefSeq names its product serine/threonine-protein phosphatase alpha-2 isoform. Lineage: Eukaryota; Metazoa; Arthropoda; Malacostraca; Decapoda; Varunidae. The transcript is spliced from 7 exons. Gene Ontology annotation, cellular component: nucleus; cytoplasm. Gene Ontology annotation, molecular function: protein serine/threonine phosphatase activity. The record is from RefSeq and is a predicted model, not a curated record. Bases 139 to 1128 code for a protein of 329 amino acids.
GCUGUAGGUGACGUCGGUAACGGCUGCCAUCUUGCCGAGGGUAGGGCCAGUGUUGUGUUGCUGCCUCUUUAUCCGUGUCCAUCCGCCGCCCCUUGCGCCAUCUCGAUCCGCGCCCAGUGAAUUACUAUAAAGGACACAAUGGCGGAGACAGAUAAGCUUAACAUAGACAGCAUCAUCGCCAGGUUAUUAGAAGUCCGUGGCUCUCGGCCGGGCAAGAAUGUCCAGCUGACAGAGAAUGAGAUCCGAGGGCUGUGUUUGAAGUCCCGCGAGAUCUUCCUGUCCCAGCCCAUCCUUCUGGAACUGGAGGCACCUCUGAAGAUAUGCGGCGACAUCCACGGCCAGUACUACGACCUCCUCCGGCUGUUCGAGUACGGCGGCUUUCCCCCCGAGUCGAACUACCUCUUCCUGGGCGACUACGUGGACAGAGGCAAACAAUCCUUGGAGACCAUCUGCCUGCUGCUCGCCUACAAGAUCAAGUACCCCGAGAACUUCUUCCUGCUCCGAGGCAACCACGAGUGCGCCUCCAUCAACAGAAUCUACGGUUUUUACGAUGAGUGCAAGCGAAGGUACAACAUCAAGCUAUGGAAGACCUUCACAGACUGCUUCAACUGCUUACCCGUGGCCGCCAUCGUGGACGAGAAGAUCUUCUGCUGCCACGGUGGGCUGAGUCCAGACCUACAGAGCAUGGAGCAGAUCAGACGUAUUAUGAGGCCCACCGACGUGCCAGACCAGGGGCUGCUGUGCGAUCUGCUGUGGUCAGACCCAGAUAAGGACACGAUGGGCUGGGGCGAGAACGACAGGGGCGUCUCCUUCACCUUCGGCGCAGAGGUCGUGGCAAAGUUCCUCCACAAACACGACUUUGACCUCAUCUGCCGUGCCCAUCAGGUUGUGGAGGAUGGUUACGAGUUCUUCGCCAAGAGGCAGUUGGUGACCCUGUUCUCCGCGCCCAACUACUGCGGGGAGUUUGACAAUGCCGGGGCCAUGAUGUCUGUGGACGAGACCCUCAUGUGCUCCUUCCAGAUACUUAAGCCUGCGGACAAGAAGAAGUUCCCGUACGGCGGCCUCAACACCGGCCGGCCCGUCACCCCCCCAAGAGGAGCCGCAAAUCAGAAAAACAAGAAGAAAUAGAAACGCAAGUAGAGGCGGCGUCUGGGCAGGCCGUCCCUCCCCCUCCCCGCCCCUCCCCCACCCCCUAAUGAGCGGCGGGGGCCAGGGGUGCGGAUGGGGCGCGGGGCAGCCUCCCGGGCCUGACUUAGAGGAGUAUAAAGCUGUUAGACAAAGUUCAGUUGCUAAACUAUUGUAGGUAUCAUAUAAUAUUUAUAUUGAUCACAUAGCCCUGGUGGGAGCAAAGGGGAGGUGGCUCAAAGUAUUUUUAUUAUAUAUUCUAUCCCGUAGGAGGUAAAGCUUAGAUCCCGUCAAUCAAUCAGCCUUCAGAUGCCUGUUGUUAAGGUCUUGUCACACCCGUACUGAUGAUGAUGAUGAUGUAGCGCCACGAUGUGAACCACGCGAUGAGGUAACGAGGCUUGCAGUCGCCCGCGCUGCAAACUGUGAUGCUACUAAAGUAUUGGUUAACCUGUCUUUGUAUUGUGGAGAGUCUGACUCGCAUCCAUAUAACAUUAUAUUUGAGUGUGUAAAUAGCCACGGUAUUUAAUCGCUUAUAAGCAUUUACCAAUGUUCUUGUAUAAACAGGUAGGUAGGUAGGGCCCCGGCGCAGCAAGGAGGGAGGCAGCCCCCCCCCCUUAGCUAGUGGCUGUGUUAGAUCCGUGUACAAAUGUCCCAUCGCCGUAGAAACAGGACCACCACCACCACCACCACCGCUGCCACCACCACCAAUACAACACCUCCACAACAACAUGUCUGUCCGUCUGUCUCUGUCUAUCUGUGUCUGGCUUUUGCUGUCGCUUGUCCAGUCUGGCGUGAGCGCCUCGACCUGACCCCCCGCCCCUGCCCCGCUGUCUGUCACUCCGGGGUAACAUGAGGUGUGGACUGGCCCGCUCGUUUUGCCAUUGCCAGUCGGUCCAUCGGUCGGGGCCUCGGCACAGGGAACACUAGAGUUCAGGCGUAGCAGGACAGUCCUUUAGGGUCAACCUGGGGAGUAGCGGAUUUGCUUCGGCGUAUUGCGUUCGUCAAGACUAUGUUUAGUGCUUUCUAUUAGCCUUCUCUUUCUCUCCCUCGUCUUCUGUUUUCUUCUGUAAGAUUUUGAUUCUCUCCCUCUCUCAUCUCUUUAUUAUUUCUGGAGGCUUCUCAUUUUCUCUCUUUCUCAUCUUUUCAUUAUUUCUGGAAGCUUUCGAUUUUCUCUUACAAUUUUUUCUUGUAAUUUUUUUUUCUGUAAGCUUUCAAAUUUCUCUUCCUCGUCCUCAUUUUGUCUAAGCUUUCAAUUUCCUCCGUUUCAUCUCUGUUUUUCUUCUGCAAGCUGUUUAUUUUCUCUCAUCUCUUUCAUUAUCCUCCGUAAGCUUCCGAUUCUCUCGUCUCCAUUACUUCCUUCCAUUAGCUGGUUAGUUAGUCAGUUCGUUGGUUAGUCUUUGUGUUGGCAACGCUUCUGGCGGCAGCAGGAACAACAGCAGCAGCGGCAGCAACGGUGGUGGUGGUUGUUGUCGCUGGUGACCUGAUUGUGUCAUAUUGCUGCUGCUGCUGCUGCUGCCGCCGCUGCCGAGCCAGACCUCACACGUGACAUUUUAAACUAUUUUGACACUUAGAGUUUAAUGAACCAAUAAUAUAUUUUUUUCUCUCACUCAGUCACACCAAAUCGCGUUUUUAUUAUUAUUAUAAUGUGCAUAUGUGGACUACUGCAGAAUGAUGAACUAUGAUACUACUACUAUGUCAUUUUAUAUUGUUUGUGGAGACAGACUUUACUAUUAUUACCCUCAUCUUUAUUUUCUUGUUUUGUUUUGGGUACUUUAGUUAACUGACAAUGAAUGCAGUUACUAUUACAACCAUCAUUAUUUUCAUUAUCUUUAUUUUUGUUUUGUUUCUGGGACAUUGCGAUUAUUACAACUAUCAUUAUUAUCAUCAUUUUAUUGCUUUUUGUUUUGGGGUUACAUAAUUCCUUGCUAUUAAAACUCAUUAUUAUCUAUUUUUUGUUUCGUUUUGUUUUGGGUACGUAAUUCCUUGCUAUUACAAAAUAUCAUUAUUAUUAUUACCAUUGUCGUCUUCUUCCGUACACUAUCCCUGCCCCGCCUUGCUUCCGUCUCACCACACACUUGGUACCGUGUAGAGUACGUAUGUUUCUUUCCUUCCGUUUACAGUUGGCAUUGAUAUAGAUUACCCAGCAUGCAAAAAACGUACACACAAACACACACACAUAUACACAAGAGCUAUGUAAAAUCGCAUAAGGUACACAUACAUUCACACACGUACGUCGACACACACACACACACACACUCACAUAGCCUACUUUUCUCCCCUCCUCAUAAUGAUUUGCAAUGAGUUGUCGCCACUGACCGGCCGCCAAAGGGUUAUUAGGGAAGGGCGUAAGAGAGAGAGCGCGUGACUGAUUUUUUGGGGGACGUGAAAGAGAAACGCGACGAUGACACAAUAGUAGAUCCUGGCGGCCGCGUAAUUUGUAAGUUAUUAUGAAAAAACGACCUCCAGGUAUGUAUUGUAUGUACCCAGCGGUCCACAAACCACAGGAAAAUAAAAAAAAAUGAAAAAUA